Ceratotherium simum simum (southern white rhinoceros) is the source of this 1090-nucleotide messenger RNA. RefSeq names its product complement C5a receptor 1 (gene C5AR1). Gene Ontology annotation, molecular function: complement component C5a receptor activity; G protein-coupled receptor activity. Gene Ontology annotation, cellular component: plasma membrane. The record is from RefSeq and is a predicted model, not a curated record. Lineage: Eukaryota; Metazoa; Chordata; Mammalia; Perissodactyla; Rhinocerotidae. Gene Ontology annotation, biological process: inflammatory response; chemotaxis; positive regulation of cytosolic calcium ion concentration.
AUGAAUAACAGCACCCCUGACUACUCCCAUUAUGACGGCGUGAGCAAUGAGCCCGGGACACCUGUGGACAACCCUUCCGGCACCCCCACUCUGAGUGUUCCAGAUAUCAUUGCCCUGGUCAUCUUUGCGGCUGUCUUCGUGGUGGGAGUGCCGGGCAAUGCCCUGGUGGUCUGGGUGACAGGGUCCGAGGCCAGGCGAACCGUCAACGCCAUCUGGUUUCUCAACCUGGCCGUGGCUGACCUCCUCUCCUGCCUGGCGCUGCCCAUCUUGUUUGCGUCCAUCGUCCUGCACGGCGACUGGCCCUUCGGCUCGGCUGCCUGCUGCGUCCUGCCCUCUCUGAUCCUGCUCAACAUGUACGCCAGCAUCCUGCUCCUGGCCACCAUCAGCGCCGACCGCUUUGUGCUGGUGGUGAAUCCCGUCUGGUGCCAGAACUACCGGGGGGCCGGCUUGGCCUGGACCGCCUGUGCUGGAGCCUGGGGCUUGGCUCUGCUGCUCACCACGCCCUCUUUCCGGUACCGCUCCUUGCAUGAGGAGCACUUUCCUUACAAGUUGAGGUGUGGUGUGGACUACGGCAAAGACGGCUACGGGAAAGAGAGGGCCGUGGCCAUCGUCCGGCUGGUCGUGGGCUUCCUGGGUCCGCUGGUCACCCUUGCCGUCUGUUACACCUUCCUCCUGAUCCGAGCCUGGAGCCGCAGUGCCACACGCUCCACCAAGACCCUCAAGGUGGUGGUGGCAGUGGUGACCAGUUUCUUUAUCUUCUGGCUGCCCUACCAGGUGACGGGGAUGAUGCUAGCCUUCCUCCACAGCAGCCACCACGGCUUCAGUCUCGCGACCAGUAUCGACGCCCUGUGCGUCUCCUUGGCUUACGUCAACUGUUGCAUUAAUCCCAUCAUCUAUGUGGUCGCUGCCCAGGGGUUCCAGUCCAGGUUCCUCAAGACCCUCCCCUCCGUUCUCCGGAAAGUGUUGACCGAGGAGACUGUGAGCAGGGAGUCGAGGUCCUACACGCUCUCCACGAUGGACACUCCAUCCCAGAAGAUCCAGGCCGCGUAAGGGGAGCCCUCCCAGGCCACCAUCUGCCCCGGGACCCUCA